ACCUGUGCGCCCAAUAUUCCACAUCAGUAAUGGUGAAAAGAGACUACUGAAUUUAACAUGCAUGCGUUCAUUUUCUUGGUAGUUAUAUCAACGGAAUGUCUGAUGCUCUCAGCUGGUCACCAGUUUCCACCACAGCCUGACUUCCAACCCGGGCCACCACCGCCUGGACCUCCACCACCCCCCUCUGGAAGAUUCCGCAGACCAGGCCCCGGAAGUCCAGAUGGAUCUUGGGGACCCGGAGGUCCGGAUAGACCUUGGGGACCCGAAGGUCCAGGUGGACCACCGGGUGGACUUCCAGGAGGACCGCCUGGCGGAAUGAAACCAUGGGGUCCACCAGGACCACCCCCUCCUCCAGGAAGCUAUCCUGGUGGUCCACCGUACAGUAUGUAUCCUCCAGCCACCCAACCUCCCGGAAGAAACUGGACAACUCCACUCACCCCAUCGACAGGUCCUACUACCACCACUGUGCCUUCAACCACUGCUGCUGCCCCCAUCAGUCUACCAGAUUCCUCCAUUAUUCUUCCCAACGGCUCAGUUCGGUUCCCAAACUCCACUGUACUCCAGACACGGUACGCAGACACUGCAGUGUUUCCUGCAGCUCGGUUACCCUCAGGAACCAUCAAGUUUGCGAAUGGAACCACAUUUCCCGCCGGGAAUAUCACUACAUUCCCGCCACCAGGUGUUCCUUUGAAUGCAACUUCAGAAUCACUAAUUUACCCCCCAUUGUUGUUACCUAAUGGAACUGUUGUGUUCUUAAAUGGCACGAUAUGGACUCCAGGUCUUACCAGACUUUCCACCGUGUUUGUAAAUGGCAUCAUCCCCAACUGUGGUGGUGUGACAUGUCACCAUACCCGGUCGUCCGCCUAAUAGCUUGUAAA
Messenger RNA from Homalodisca vitripennis (glassy-winged sharpshooter), 878 nucleotides. RefSeq names its product WW domain-binding protein 11-like. The transcript is spliced from 2 exons. The coding region runs from base 58 to 867 and encodes 269 amino acids. NCBI's taxonomy places the organism in Eukaryota, Metazoa, Arthropoda, Insecta, Hemiptera, Cicadellidae. The record is from RefSeq and is a predicted model, not a curated record.